Molecule: messenger RNA, 1300 nt
Organism: Aspergillus novofumigatus IBT 16806
Lineage: Eukaryota; Fungi; Ascomycota; Eurotiomycetes; Eurotiales; Aspergillaceae
Exons: 2
Coding region: 333-872 (179 amino acids)
Source: RefSeq, a predicted model, not a curated record
CCGGACUCGUCUGACGAAGUGAAGCUGGAUUUCGCUUGGAUUUACGGGUUCUAAUUGAUCUUAAAUGGUUGCCAUUGGCGGGUGCUGCGAUCAGAUACGUAAGUUUAUAUGUCUCAUUCAUCCAUCAUCGGCCUCGCUUGCAUCAACGCAAGGAGACGAAGAUUCCUUGAGGCAAAUACUACGUACUGGAAUCGUCCCUGAAGUGCGGGGAUAUCCGUCCGUCGGUUCAUCCUCUUGCCUUUCCCCACGCCCACAUUAUUCUGGCCCUCUAGACUCCAACCCGUCUUCGUCUCCGUCUCGUUCCCCUUCUAGAGAACUGGAUUACAACAGCCAUGUAUGAAUCAUUCCGUCCUCAUCCGCUCCUCGCCCAAGUCCCCUUGACAGUCUCCCCGUUCAUCAAUCUCCCUACGUCGGUCACUCUUCCCUACACCUACAAAUCUGUUCCAUCAACUCUGCCUCCAUCUGUUACCGUUGAUCCCAGUAAUCCGGACAUCAAAGCCCGUUAUGUGGUCUCUCCAAGCGGCGAGCAUGCGGCUCGCCCAGAAGAGAUCCUGGCUUCUUGCAAGUCGCUGGAGGAACAUCUGAACAGGACGCGAAUCGAGGCCGAGAACGCGAUCAAGAAAUGGGAGGAGGCGAUAUCGCAACGAGAGCUUGCGGAAAAGAGGCGUGUUGCCCCGGGUUGGCUGGAUCGAGAUGAGAAAUUGCUUCAGCCUAUCAGUUCGGCGCCAGCUCAGUCGUCAAAGAAUCAGUCAAACCAUAGCUUACUGGACAGCUCAUCCGGCAAUCAGAGUUCCUCCGGUUUUCCAGCCAUGGUACCUCGUGAUGAGGGCGAAGAGUUGGAUCGCGCUUUUGGAGGGUUGGAUGUGAAAUAGGCAGCGGUGCUAUGCCAGACAUGGCAUCAGAACCUGAAUUCCUGCGCUGCUCCUAGCACAGACACAUCUGUUCGACAGAGCGCAUUUCAGACUUCCCAGUGCGGACAAAGUCUUUUACCAAGAGUGCACCUUGUCCCCCCGAAGCGCCUCAUCGACUGCUGGAACUAGACUGACUGGCUGACACGAAAUAUGGACUGUUAAAUCCGGCUGCUUCGGCUGCGUUACAACAUUCCAAACCAGCAGAUUGAUGUUGAAGCAGGCUUGAAGGUCCACAAACCCCGAUUAGCCUGACUCGAGCAGCAAAUCUCUCUCACUACCCCCGAUCGACCCUAUGGUCUCGGUUGAGUGAGCUGCACUUGACUAGGUGAUUAUGCUGUGCACGCUUCAAAACGCGCAUGUAUGUUAAAUUAGGUCCCAAUGAGCCGGAU